ACGUAGGGUUAACUUAAGAUGAAGGCGGAGUUGAUUCUUCUGACGUCUGUUGACACAGAACCCACCUCUUCCUGUCGGUGUCAGAAAGGCAACUUCACCAUAUUUAGCUGGCUUGCCGAAGCCCCGCGGAGUUGAUCUCUCAACCAGACUGGAAAUCUUGGCACUUAUCGGCGAAUACUGCCCGGUGUUGACAGCUUUAUUUUGGCACCGCGAUACUACAAACUACAGAAGACGAUGUCAUUGGGAUAUGGUGCUGGGGAAACGGGGCCGUGACAACGGCUGUUUUUAACGCGAUAAAAGUAACGUUAGACGUCGUCUCUGUCUGUCAGAAUUCCAACUAACGUUAACGUUAUCCAACAGCCGAGCUAGUCAGCUAGCUAAUUACUGUAGCUACCCUGACGUUCGCUGUGCAGUAGCUAGCUAGACACGAAUUUAUGUCGUCUCUGUUAAAGUACAUAUUUCGGUAGGAAUUCAUUUGGACUCCGUGACCCCGCUAUGAUGAUAUCCUGACAGUUCCUCUCUAGCGGGCUAACUUGGCUAACUAGCAGGUCUUCACUGCCACAGUGUCGCGUUGAGCAACCGGUAGCUUUCGCCGUGGCAGUGGAAUCCGAUUGGAUACGUUGACCGUGCGCGAACGGUGGUGUGCGGACACGGGGGCGCCGAAGACCCCCGGCAGGGCAAAAACGACCGUAACCGAAGGGCCCCUGUUGACAUUCUGCAGGGAGAGGAGCUAACCGAGAGCAGGGCACUCGGCCAUUCGGCGCGGCAGAGGCGGUGCACUGCCGAAGGAGACACCGGAUUGAACGGAGGAAGAGUCCCAAACGUUUGACUACUGUGAUCCGGGAAGUGAUCCGGACAGAGACCUCAUGAAUGGAAAUCGGAACUACAGGAGCCGUUGGGGCCCAGUCCCUGUUUGCCAUGCCUCGGCGGCCUGGCUAUGGCACCAUGGGGAAGCCCAUCAAGCUGCUGGCCAACUGCUUCCAGGUGGAGAUCCCCAAGAUGGAUGUCUACCUCUACGAGGUGGACAUCAAGCCUGACAAGUGCCCUCGGCGAGUCAACAGGGAGGUGGUUGACUCAAUGGUACAGCACUUUAAGGUGACAAUCUUUGGGGAUCGCAGGCCAGUCUAUGAUGGAAAGAGGAGCCUGUACACAGCCAACCCACUGCCUGUGGCCCCGCAGGGAGUGGACCUGGAUGUCACUCUACCAGGGGAUGGAGGGAAAGAUCGCCCCUUCAAAGUUUCCAUCAAGUUUGUGUCUCUGGUCAGCUGGCACAUGCUCCACGAGGUGCUGACUGGCCGCAGCAUGCCUGAGCCCCUGGAGCUGGACAAGCCCAUCAGCACCAACCCUGUGCACGCUGUGGAUGUAGUGCUGCGACACCUGCCCUCCAUGAAGUACACUCCGGUGGGUCGAUCCUUCUUCUCUGCUCCAGAGGGCUAUGACCAUCCCCUGGGAGGUGGGAGGGAGGUUUGGUUCGGUUUCCAUCAGUCCGUGCGCCCUGCCAUGUGGAAGAUGAUGCUUAACAUUGAUGUGUCUGCCACCGCCUUCUACAAGGCCCAGCCAGUCAUCCAGUUCAUGUGUGAAGUGCUGGACAUCCACAACAUAGACGAGCAGCCUCGCCCUCUCACAGACUCGCACCGGGUCAAAUUCACCAAAGAAAUCAAAGGUUUGAAGGUGGAGGUGACGCACUGUGGAACCAUGCGGAGGAAGUACCGCGUCUGCAACGUGACCCGUCGGCCUGCCAGCCAUCAAACGUUCCCUCUACAGUUGGAAAAUGGUCAAACUGUAGAGCGCACUGUAGCCCAGUACUUCAGGGAAAAGUACAACCUGCAGCUGAAGUACCCACAUUUGCCCUGUCUACAAGUGGGUCAAGAGCAAAAGCACACAUACCUGCCCCUGGAGGUGUGUAACAUUGUAGCAGGUCAACGAUGCAUCAAGAAGCUGACAGAUAAUCAGACCUCCACUAUGAUCAAAGCCACAGCUCGCUCUGCACCCGACAGACAAGAGGAGAUCAGCAGGCUGGUACGCAGUGCCAACUACGAGGCGGACCCUUUUGUGCAGGAAUUCCAGUUUAAGGUGCGCGACGAGAUGGCCCAUGUGACGGGGCGAGUGCUACCCGCCCCCAUGCUGCAGUACGGCGGCAGGAACCGCACUGUAGCCACGCCCAGCCACGGGGUGUGGGACAUGAGGGGGAAGCAGUUCCACACCGGGGUGGAGAUCAAGAUGUGGGCCAUCGCCUGUUUCGCCACGCAAAGGCAGUGUCGAGAAGAAAUACUAAAGGGUUUCACAGACCAGCUGCGUAAGAUCUCUAAGGAUGCUGGGAUGCCCAUCCAGGGCCAGCCAUGUUUCUGUAAAUACGCCCAGGGAGCGGACAGUGUGGAGCCCAUGUUCAGACACCUGAAGAACACCUACGCCGGACUGCAGCUCAUCAUCGUCAUUCUGCCGGGAAAGACUCCUGUCUAUGCCGAGGUAAAGCGCGUGGGAGACACCCUCUUGGGCAUGGCCACGCAGUGUGUCCAGGUGAAGAACGUGGUGAAGACGUCACCUCAGACCCUCUCCAACCUCUGCCUCAAGAUCAAUGUGAAGCUGGGAGGCAUCAACAACAUCCUGGUGCCUCACCAACGACCGUCAGUGUUUCAGCAGCCAGUUAUCUUCUUGGGAGCAGAUGUGACACAUCCGCCUGCUGGAGAUGGGAAGAAGCCUUCAAUUGCAGCAGUGGUAGGCAGUAUGGACGCCCACCCCAGCAGAUACUGUGCCACUGUGCGGGUCCAGAGGCCCAGGCAGGAGGUUAUCCAGGACCUGGCCUCCAUGGUGCGGGAAUUGCUGAUCCAGUUCUACAAGUCAACCCGCUACAAGCCCACCAGGAUCAUUUUCUACAGGGAUGGAGUUUCAGAAGGCCAGUUCAGACAGGUGCUGUAUUAUGAGCUGCUGGCCAUUCGUGAGGCCUGUAUCAGCCUGGAGAAGGAGUACCAGCCAGGCAUCACCUACAUUGUUGUGCAAAAACGCCACCAUACACGCCUCUUCUGUGCCGACCGCAACGAGAGAGUUGGACGUAGUGGAAACAUUCCUGCUGGUACGACCGUAGAUACGGACAUCACACAUCCCUACGAGUUUGACUUUUACCUCUGCAGUCACGCUGGAAUACAGGGCACCAGUCGGCCCUCCCACUACCACGUACUGUGGGACGACAAUUGUUUUACCGCUGACGAGUUCCAGCUGCUCACCUACCAGUUGUGCCACACCUAUGUGCGCUGUACCCGCUCCGUCUCCAUCCCUGCGCCAGCCUACUACGCCCACCUGGUGGCCUUCCGUGCCCGCUACCAUCUGGUGGACAAAGAACAUGACAGCGCUGAGGGCAGCCACGUGUCUGGUCAGAGUAACGGUCGGGACCCCCAGGCGCUGGCCAAAGCUGUUCAGAUUCACCACGACACCCUGAGGACCAUGUACUUCGCCUGAGCUAAACCAACCCUCCCCGACCAUUGCCACCCUUUACACACACACAUAAACACACACAGACACAACCAUGCACACCUGGCUUGCCAGUCAAGGAGUCCUCAUAUGUGCAAGUCCCGCCCCCCCCCCCCCUACAUGCCUAGUCAAUCCGGACCUGACACUGUGCAGAGGAAAGCAGGGAGGAGGGAGGGGAGGAGGCACCCCUACACUGGACAGAGGAUGCAAACGCUGCUUUAAAAACAAACGAGAGAAACUCAGCACUAUUAUGCAAUAUUAAACCAGCCAACUAGUUAAUUUUCACCCUUAUUAGGCCCCCUUUCCAUUGCCCCUCCUAUCUGUUCUUCCCUGUGUCUCCUUUACUUGUGGCCUAGUGGGUGUUUUUCUUGUUUGUUUUUACUUUUGCUCCCCUUUGGCACAGUCUUUCUGUAUAGUCUACUAAUCUGCUCCUUUGCCAGCUACAGUACCUCAAGUCAGUUUGAGCAGCAGCACUUUUACAUUGUGUUGACUCUCCCCGGUGUUUCCAAUGAGGGAGCAGAGAAGAAGGAAGGGUCAGACUCUGGAGUUGGUGUUUGAUUUCUUUUGGAAUAUAGUUGUUUCGUUGGACCAGUUGCCACUUUUAUUUUUCCUCUUGUUUCCUCUUCUCUGUCACGUUUCCCUAGUGUGUGAAAUUACCGGUUUCUUUUUAUGGAGCAUCAUGUUCUUUGGAGCACACUGCCACCUGUUGGCGACGAGGUAUAAAUGCCCCUUUAAAGUCACAACAACAAGUUGUUGUCUUAUAAGGUUUCAGAUCAGUUUUGAUUUCUCUUUAGCAGCCAGCUGUCACAUUUAAACAGGCAGUUUAUAUUGGCUGAUAUAUCAAUUGCAGCCAUCUAUGAAUUUUAUUUAAAGUAUAACACUGUUAUUUGAUUCUGGUUGUUAUUUUUCUUCUACAUUAUGUGAAACAUUUUAUGAUUCUGACUUCUUUUUUGAAAAACUCAUUUAAAACCGUGUACGCUUAUGUUUUUAAUCUUAGUAGUUGUCAUGCAUUCGUUUCCCUCAGUGCUUUAUCUCACAUUUCCCUCUCAUGAGUUUGAGAUUGUGGGUAAAUAGAGAUCACGUCAAUGGUUUCCUCUAGUGCAAUAAUCAGUCGAACGAAGGGAAGGGGACUUAAGGGGACGUAAAUUGAUUUGAAAGUGAGUGUCCUCGAAAGGAGAACGGUUUGCCACUCGUUAGACACUUUCAUGUUUGUUCCUCUGUGAGACGAUUGAGCAGCAUGUUUUAUUAGUUUGCCCUAGGGCGUUGGGCAAAAAUGGUGCAACUGCAGUUUUGGUGAUUUUCAUGUUUUUACUUGAAUUGAAGGAUUUUAUGCUCCUCUGUGGUGUGAGGCUACUCUAUCAGCAUUGGGCAUGAUUUCAUAAUUCCUGAUCAUCAGUUUGCUAAUGAGGCUGAUUUUCUUCAUUCCUAAGAGUAACAAAGGUUUUCACCUCACAGCAGCAAAGUGGAGUUUAAAGGCCAUAAAGAGGUAUUAUUCAAGUGCCUGGUGUAUAACUUGUUAUAGGGAUCCUAUUUCAGUGGGUUAAAAUAAAACAAAUGGACAGCAUAAGAUGGUUUAAAGCAAGAAAGUUUCACCCGAUGCCUCUUAUUCUCCUGACUUUUCUACACAUUCUCAUUCAAAUCAUCCUAAAUUCAAUAUAUUUAUUGUUGCCCAUACAGCAGUGUUGGCUGUUGGCUUUGCUUCUGAGCAGUGUUCAAGUAAAGCAGGCCGAGUCGUGUUUUUGCUUAAUCUUCACCAGACAUGGAUCCAGCUGCUACAGUGUGUUUGUACCCAAAAGGCCGGGUUCAUGGGCAUGGAGUCGGCCGCGUCAUAAAUGAACUGUUUCUUUCAAUAGAAAUCCUGAGUCCAGGACUAUAGGUUUAUUUCCUGUCCGUGUAACCCGGCCCAAAAGUUGUCACUAGUUUCAGACCAAUGCCGAGGAGUUAUGUUAGACAGCUGACUAAUAAAAUGACAUGUGCACCUGGAUUGUAGUCACAACUUAGCUCCUUUGUGCCGCUGAAGCUAGUCUGGGGUGGGGGGGGUUAAAAGUUAUCUGCACUAAAAGAAGCUGUGUUUCGGGACCGAACACAGGUGUGGUGCUACUCUCUCUGAAUUAGAAUCUGAAGCUGAACCUCUGUAUGAGACUCUGGAUGAGUUGGCGGGUAGGGAAGUAGAAAAGAAAAUCCAGUAAAUCUCACUUGCUUAAGGACAAGAGAAGGUCCUACUGCUAUGGUUUAAGGGAGAUUUAGGAUUUUACUCGGUAGAUAUGAUCAGCAUUGAGAACCUGUCAAACGGUACAACGGCGGACGUUCCCUCGGGACGGUGAGGUAUAAUGCAGGGUCCUGCAUCCGCUGUUGCAUUUGCGUUUGCUGCCUUCCACUGCGGAAGCCAGUGGGUUUGAGCCUUGAUGAUUUCACCAGUGUCUGAAAGCCUUUUUAAAAGCUAGAUCGAAAGUAUAUUUGUACAUUUGAAAUGAUGUAAUGCACACCACUUAUUUUUGCUAACAGAAAAAAAAAAUAAAAAAAAGUAGUCUAAUUAUUAACCUUAGUAAUAAAUGUAUCAUGAUAAGUAAUGGUUAAAAAUGUAGAAUAACAAAGUUUUAUUAUUGCAAUAGACUGUCGACUAGUUCCCGUGUCACUGUAUGACGUAUACAUAGUUUAUGUGUGAACAGUGGUGGGGUUGUUGAAACUAGUGACGUGUGUUUGGACUGUCAUACUGUUAUUGAUAGGGAUGUGGACUUAAACCGCCUCUUGCUUUGAUGUUUGGCGGGGUGAAAAAAGCUGCAAGAUGUGGAAUGCUUAUUUCUCUCCUUUUUUGUGUGUGUGUAGAUGCUCGUACAGCCAGAGGUUUGUCGUAGAGGAAAGAAUCUCGAGUGAAAAUAUGACAUACUGUACUCCGGAAAAGGCUUUGUAUUAAGACGUUGCAUCCCUAGUGUGACGACAAACGGUGGAAUAGAAGAAAAGUCGAUUGAUAUAUAUUGAGCAGUGUCUGCUCUCGAAUGUUCUCGGGGGGUUUUCUCCAACUGGUGCUGAUGCCCGCUCCUUAUCAGGAGGGAGAGUGAAAAGGAAUGGGCAAGUGGUUUUUGAAAGUGUUGUUGAUCCAUUUCAAGGACACGUGUGAUCAAAGAAUGUCAUAACAAUGGGUAGUUCUUCUCAUUCUCAGUUCAUUCCUUUCUGUUAAAGCCUUGGGGGAUUUACGUCGGAUUGCAACCUCUGCUGCUUUCCUCAGACUCCUCUCUUUACCCGAAGCGCUUCAUGUGCUCAAAAAUAUAAAGACUUACCCUCCCGGUAAAUCUGUGGUGUGACAAAGCCUGUAAUCUUGUUGCUCUCUUUCCCCCUUUGCUCCCGAACAUUUACUCCCCUGUGCCAGGGGACUACAUUCCACAGCUGUACAAUCCCAUCUGAUCCCCCUUGGAAGCGUGCUAGAGAUUAGGGUUGAACGACAAUUGUGGGGGGUCUGGUCAGUAAGACAUAGUGGGUUCUGUUAUUCAUUCAAGUACGUGUGAUUAAGAUGGAAUCAAAGGUGACCAACGAUAACUUUUUGAGGCGGGUUAUGUUGGAAGUUGAACAAGUCUGGAGGUUGACUUUCGAGAAUUAAGAAUCCAUUUUUAACUCCCUAUCUCUGCUGUCGUUAAUGGAUUUUUUUUUUAUUUUUACUUUGUGUAUAAACUACACACCUGAGGGCAGUUGAACACAUGUUUACAUAGCAGAUGUGUUUGCCUCGCUUACAACUGAAAUGUCAUCAGCUCUGCUUUGCAAAUAUCAGCCAGUAGAGAAGUGACCUAACAUGAGCCAAGACCAUUUUGGGCCUGUGGAAGUGAACGCUCAAAGGGAUACGAAGACAUUAUUUAUUUGGUCAAUUUGUCCUCAACAGACAUCUGUGUUACACGGCAGGGGAAUAGACCUUGUUGGUCCUUCCAGUUCUAUUAAAAUGACUUUUUAGACUCGAUUGAAAUGAAAGGGUACACUUUCACUUAGCUUACAAUUAGAACUGCUAUUUGCUAACAAUACAGACAAGUCUUUCUAUUGAAGCUGAAGAACAAACAUCAUGCCCACAAAGCGACAACUGUCUGAUGAAGAAGAAUCGCUAAAUUAACUCCAAAAGGUCAAUGUCUCCCUUUUUGAGGAAUCGAUCAAUAUCCCUGAUUUUGGUUGCUCUCUAUUUGCAGUGGAAGGUAGCAAUGGAGUGAGAAAAAGUCCACAGAAAGUGCCUUUCCUCAUGAUGGUGCUGUAAAUUGAAAGAUAAAAUGUAAAAUCAAAGAAAUAGACUCUCCUUUUCAAGAACACAUUGCAAUGCAGGAACUGCUGCAUUUACACACACACACACACACACGCACACUCACUGUACACGUUUGUUUUUUAGGGAGGGCAAUGCAAACUCGUGUUUCAUGUAUUUAGACAUUAAGCCUACAUAGAAAUAGAAUAUAUGCCAAGUAUAUGGUUGUGGUUGAGCUUUCGCUUCCUAGUGCAUUUAGUGUCUUGGACCAAUGGUGUCGUUGGUACAGUGGAAUGUGCGUUUGGGAGGGUGGGUGUUGGGGCGGUUUGGGGUCAUAGCUGACAAUAGCGUGUUGUGACACAGCCCAGCCCACGAAUGACACACACACACACACACACACACACACACAGCACAGCACUUUAGAGACCGCAACUCUCACUCAGACACAUAGCCAAGAGGUUUCGAUCUCUGUCCCUUCAGUCCCCUUUCUUCCUCCCCAGGAGGAGGAGGAGAGGAUCCAAACCUCAGUGUAAACGAGUCGAAGGGAUGUGUGUUACCAAACCAAGCAGUCGGUCAUUAAAAGUGUGCCUCAUGCUCUCGUGACUUUGUUGGUGGCUCGGUUGAGUCAGCCUGCUCUCGGGUGGUGCUUUUCCCUCUGGAGUUCCCACUCGACACUUUGUUACAGCUAGGGCUGGGUGUCAAAACACGAUAUCGGUACCUCCCAGAUUUCGGCAUCAACAUUUUUGAAGCAUCUCAAGCUUAAUAAGAAAGCAGUUUGGAGGUUUUUACAACAGCGGAUUCUUGCACUGAGAGGCAAGGUUUUCUUCUUCAAGGGCAUUUUUACUAAGAAAAGCAUCAGUGGGAUAGAAACUAUAGAAACACUUCUUGAAAAGCAUAAAUGACAAACUCAUUCAGUGUGUUGCAUAGUGAAGUAUGCUUUUAUCCAAGUGUCAUUUUACAGCAGGUAUAAAGAUGAAAUAAACAGAACCAGUGUCAGUAUUGAAACUUUUUUCAAGAUGCCCAGCCCUAGUAGCAGCCCAUGGCAUUCUUUCAUCUAAGUGCAAUGCCCUGCCAUGUGUUUUGUCCCUGAUGGAGGGAAUGUGUGCCCAGCAGUAUCCCUGUCUUGAGCCGUUAGGGUGUUGAUUAAAAACCAAGGGUGUGUCUGUAGUUCUGUGGGUACCUUUUCAGUCCAUGGGGUGACAUCUUUCUAUUACAAGAGAUCUCAAAAAACACUGCACCUCACUUACCUUGGUAUGCUGCAUAUGUUAUACUACAUGAAAGAAAACUGCAAAUUGCUUUUAUUAUGACAUAUAAUGCUUGAGUAAUGCCUGAUUGCGAUAUUCUUAUACGGUAACUAUUUUAGAGUCAAAAUAAGUAUAACUGUAAAAAAAAAAAAAAAAAAAAAAUAUUCUCUGUUUUGUCUUAACACUUAUCCGAUUUUGAGAAACUGUUCUUGAGCCGACUUUUAUUUUGUUGUCCUAUUUAAAUGUGUCGUUCUUUAAAUUUAUAUAUGAAAUAUAUAUGUGCGGAAUAUUUUAUGGUGUAUUUAUUGAGAGUGCAUUCAAGCGGCUGGAGUCUCCGCAUCAUAUUGCAGCAUGGUGGGGGCGGAGCCAGGAGGAUGAGGCCUUUAGCCCCUCCCCCUCCAUGUUGACGCCUUAUUCUCCAAGACACGCAAGCACAACAAUAUGGAGGGGGCUGCGAGGUGGAGGAAAGGGAGGCGGUGGGUUUGACCUGGUGAUAGUCACAGGUCAACUCUCCCUCCUCUGUUCUUUAAUAUUCUUUAACCUCUUUUACCACCUGAGAAGGCCAUAUGCCAACCCCCACAUGUUGCAGUUCAUCUCUUGACGAAGGGAACCAUUUCUGAAACCCCACUGACCUGAGUGUUCGAAUAGCUGACUCUUUUUUUCAUCCCACGCUGCUAAUUGGUACGUUAGCCAUGUAAAUUCCCCGAGCCAGUAAAAAGGGCAGGCGGGAGAGCGUCAAUUAAAAAAAAAAAAAAAAAAAAAAAAAAGCAGCGGGGAAGGAAGGAAAUACUGUAUGUUGAAAAGGCAGAAUUCUUUGGAUCAUGGUGAAAAUGUUAGCGUUACUUCUUUCCUCUUACUUUUUUUUUUUUUUUUACAAUUUACAGCAGGAACAGGUCUCAUUCCACAAGAAAAGACAUGCCUCAGCCUUAAGUGCGUUCUUACAUUAUCGUCAGUUUCCUACAGUAUGUGACUUUGUGAUGCCUGUGUUGGGUGGCCUACCAAGAAUACAAGCCUAUAACGUACUUGAUAUGCCCUCAAUCCCCAACUGGCAUUCUCAUCUCUUCUCAUUUCUCAUGUAAACCACUAACACUGCUACAGAACUUACUGAGCUCUAAUGUACGAACAAGUGUAAGCUUUGACAGAUUGCUCCGUCCCAUUUGUAAUGAUGUCAGAACAGAAACAAGGUCCGGGUCAAACAGCAUUUGGAAACAAUUCUUGGCAUUUGUUUCAACCAGAUGAGCAGUGCUUACUGCCUCAGGACAAUUCCGAUAUCACCAUAAACAUUCUGAAUGACAUGGAAACAUUUUGCUAAUUUGAAUUUUAUUUACACUUCUCUGUAUUUGUGUAAGCGUAUUGGUUAUCAUUUUAUUGUCAUUGAUGGCAAAUCCAAAGAACAAUAUUUCAGAUACAGUUUGACCCGGGCCUGACAUGAACCAGGAGUGCUGGAUUACAGAAACCUGUGCCUGUAAAAUGAACCAAGGAUGAACUGCGUUUUGAUGAAUUGCUGUUCUUUUUUUUUUUUUUUUUUUUUUUUUGGAUGUCCCCUCACCCCAUUGGAGGAUCAGAGACAUGGAGCUUUUGAGUGUUGUUAAUUCUGUCCGAAAGGAAAUUGGUCCUUUAUCCUUUAAACCAACCAUAAUACAUGUUUACUGUAAUGUUUACUCUCAUGGCUAUCAGACCUGAUCAACCUGUUUUUGGCCCAUUAGCAUUCCAAUAAUGACUUUGAACCAAAUAUUGCACAAGAGAUUAGGCUCCUGGUGCCGUUUUCCCCUUGUAUACACAUAAUGGUUUUGAAGCAAGAUAUUUGAAAGUGUCCAAUAAUUUAAAACAUUUUAUGUGCACGCUGAUUGUUUAGAUUGUUUUGUUUUUUUCAAUGUAGCAUCACUCUUGUGUCGGUCUUAUUUCAAACUAAAGACCUUGGACUCUGAUACCUCCUGAGUGAUGCACCAGCAAACGGAUGUAUACGUUGAACAGUGAACCUUUACCACCAGAUGAUCCAUGUCUCAGUCUCUCUGUAUGUUGCAAAGGCUCUGUUGUACCAACAGCUCUAUUCCUCUCAGUUUUAAAUGUCUCUUUCUUUUGUAACUCUCUCUUAUAGGUUGUUGGCCUUUUUAGUGUUGCUUUGCUUCAGUUUGAAAUGUAUCUUUGACUAAUACUUGCAAUAAAAUGCUUUGCUUUA
Messenger RNA from Perca flavescens (yellow perch), 11101 nucleotides. RefSeq names its product argonaute RISC catalytic component 3a (gene ago3a). Bases 871 to 3453 code for a protein of 860 amino acids. Gene Ontology annotation, biological process: regulatory ncRNA-mediated gene silencing; regulation of stem cell proliferation. The record is from RefSeq and is a predicted model, not a curated record. Gene Ontology annotation, molecular function: RNA binding; protein binding. The transcript is spliced from 20 exons. NCBI's taxonomy places the organism in Eukaryota, Metazoa, Chordata, Actinopteri, Perciformes, Percidae.